Psylliodes chrysocephalus is the source of this 473-nucleotide messenger RNA. Lineage: Eukaryota; Metazoa; Arthropoda; Insecta; Coleoptera; Chrysomelidae. The record is from the annotation of a GenBank genome assembly.
UCUCUUAGGAGAAAGUACCUACAUGGAUAUAAACUCCUAGACCUGAUAACGUGCGUCCCAGUCUUAGUGCAUACCUGCAGCUCGAAUAGAAUAAUUAUUAUAUUAUUGUGUAAUAUGAAUAAAGUGACAGUGAUUUUUUUGUCGUUAACGAUUUUUUCAUACGUUAGUAGUCAAGGACUGUCGCGCAAUGGGCUGACUGGAAGGAAUUACAUGGAAAAACAGUUGCUUUGUGCUUUGGAAAAGGGACCUUGCGAUGUUUUGGGAUCGCAAAUUAAAGGAGCGCUACCUGAAAUAAUUGGCAACAACUGUAGAGCUUGUGACCCCAAGCAGAAGUCCAACGCAAGAAGAAUGGCAAAUAUUAUUCGAGAGAGAUAUCCAGAAGUGUGGGACGCCCUAGUAAAAAAAUACUCCAAUGCUUAAUACCUUAAUAUUGUACUAAAUAAUGUUAACUUAUUUAAUUAUUAAAAAAAUCG